Molecule: messenger RNA, 1020 nt
Organism: Cetraspora pellucida
Lineage: Eukaryota; Fungi; Glomeromycota; Glomeromycetes; Diversisporales; Gigasporaceae
Source: the annotation of a GenBank genome assembly
AUGGCAGAAGAACUUAUAAGUGAUGAAGAAAUGUAUAAUUUGAUUCCUGAUGAUCUUCUUCUGCCUAAUGCUACUUUAUUUAUACGUGAAGGUGUUCAGCAUGGUAAAAUUUUUUUGGGUACAGAAUAUGUUGUUCUAUUAAAUACUGAUUUUGAAAAAUGGAUCCAUGAUUUUGGUUAUAAUACUCAUACAAGAAAAUAUAAAAGCCAAACAGGUCAAAAUUCUAUAAAAAAAGCAAGAAUUAUUCAAAAAGAUUCAAAAAAAAUUGGCUGUGAAUCUAUGAUUAUAAUUACUAAAACCAAACAAGAUCAGCCUCAAAUGAUUAUUAAAUAUAUACCUCAUUUGAAUCAUAUUCCAGCUCAAUCAAAAAGUAAUAACAAUGAAGAUAAAGGACAACUUUUAGGUUUUAUAAUUUUAAUUACAAAAGAAAUAAUCUAUAAAGCUAAUAUAGUUUUACUUGAUGCAACACACAACAUUAAUAAAAAAAAUGAUCAACUUUAUACUCUUCUUUUACCUGAUUUUAAAACCAGAAAAGGAUUACCUCUUGCACAUCUUAUUUCUUCUUGUAAAAAUACUAGAUCUAUGCAAUUUUGGUUAUAUUGUCUUCGUAUUCAAUUGUUAUGGGAGGGCCUAGUAUCUUUUUUAGUUAACUGUGAUUCUGCACAGAUCAAAGCUCUUCAAAAUAUUUUUCUAAAAAGUGGAAUUUUUUGUGUUGGUGGCAUGUUCUUAGAGCCUAAAAUGUUGAUAAAAUCUAUUAAUAAUUUUUUAAACAAAUGGUCAAGUUUGAUAUUAUUUAUUUCAUAUUUUAAAAAACAAUGGUUAAAUGAAUCAAAUAAUAAUUAUGGAAUUGACAAAACAAUGUGGAUUAAGGCAUAUCAACUAGAUGUUCCUCAUGAUAAUCUCAAUACUACAAAUAUAGAUGUUCUUAUUCAUGAAUUAUAUAUUAAUGGAAAUAGUAAUGCUCGACAACAAUGGAGAUUAGCUGAAAUUCAUGCAAGCAGAAUGAUGGCAGCAGAAUAA